AUAUAAUUUAUAUUUUUCUACAAAUUUACUCAAACCAAAAUAAGUCAUAAAUAUUGAUUUAGUAAUAUUCAUGAUAAAUAACCAAUGUUGCAAUAUAUACAGUGGUUAUAUACAAUGGUCUUAAUAUGUGUAGAUUUUUUUUUUUUUUAAGUUAGACCAAUGAUGCAGCCGAUACAUUUUAUCAUUUUGUACGCAAUAAUUUUUUUUAGCUUAAGUGAAGGUGCAAAGCUUGUAAAGAUCAUGGUCCCGAAGUGUAAUAUAUUUUUUUAGUGCUAAAUCGAGCUAUUUGUCUUGUGAUAUUGUCAAUGUGAUAAUUAAUACGUGUUGAGUGAUAUAAUAUUUUUAAUGUAAAUGCUACUAGCGAUAAUCGAGUAACGAGCACGUUACUUGGAUUAAGGAUACGUUUGUGCCAUGAAUAGUUAUGAGAGAAGUGUGAAGUCGAAGUAACAUUUAUUAAAAUGAAGAUAAGAAGACAUCACGCAAAAAAGUGAAAGAACUCUCAUAUUCUUUGAUCGCAACAGGAUUAAUAGUUCGCGCUUACAAUUAGUAUAAUGUAUAAAUAAUACAUAGAAAAAUUGUAUCGUUUUGGCGAAUGAUUAUAGAAGUAUUUAAUAGAAUAUUUUAUAUUUUAUAUUUAUAUAAAAUAUAAAAAUUAAUUUUAUCAAAGCAAAUAAAUAUUGUACAGUUUUAUAAGGUACAUACAUUUACCUUGUUGGAUAUACUCAAUUUUUUAAUAAAAUGCGAAAGAAAAAAAUUAUAUUAUCUUUACGCACAAGCUGCAAGGUGUACAAGAAGUUGAUCUAGUAUUAUAAUUUUAUCCGUUAAUCUAUUCAAUAACGAACGACGAUUAACAAUGUAAGUAUUAUCCUAUCUAUUAUAUUUAUCAAUAUCUGGUAAUCUUUGGAACAAGUAAAUAAACCAGAUAUUGUUAGGAUUUAAUUUUCAUCAUUAUUUUCCCUGCACUUCAAUCAUGAUACCACUUUUCCUUCGCUUCGCUGUAAUCGCGCAUUAAUGUUCCUCAUGAGAGAACACACUCUGAUAAUUACAUAAUUACAUCUCCCAUCUCUCCUGUAAUGAAAGACCUUCGUCGAGUAAAAACGAGAUACGACAUUGCAGGUAGGAGUGAUUACUAGAUUAUGUUAUAUUAAUUUUUGCUUUCGUUUAAGAAACCGGUGACGCGAGUACACCGCGACGAAUGUUUCACCACGGAAACAUUAUUUAAGCGUGUAUUGAAUGUAACAUAGAGAAUUACAAUAGAAAAAACGACACUGCCAUUACUGAUGUCUCAUGUGUUCCAUUUUGGCCGGGGGAUUUUUCUAGGUCACAUAAGCGGUAUUACUAUCACAAUACAUCCACUGGGACAUUACAGUGGACUUAUCCUGACACCGGUAUUGCCGGUGGUACCGAGGAGAUGGAAUUGUGCACUACUCCGCCACCAGAGUCAGAAGAGUUAUCAAUCAUAGGAUCACCUGAGACAAAAAAAAUGAAGGUGAAGCAAGCUGAGGAGAUGGAUGAUAAUAAGGCAGAUGACGAAAACGUAGCAAACAGACAUCCUACAACUUUGGAAGCACCACCUCCGCCACAGAUAUCUAAUCCAAGUCCACCACCACCUCCGAGAAUAUUCGCGGAAGAUCUGAAGAAGGAUAAGAAGAAAAGAGAGAAGCCCGAUGAUAAAUUUAUGGAUCCAAAGAGGAAGCGUUUGGGGAAAGGUAAUGAAUUAUUAGUAUUGUAAUAUAGGAUUUUUAAU
Messenger RNA from Temnothorax curvispinosus, 1747 nucleotides. RefSeq lists its product as uncharacterized. The coding region runs from base 1412 to 1732 and encodes 106 amino acids. The record is from RefSeq and is a predicted model, not a curated record. Lineage: Eukaryota; Metazoa; Arthropoda; Insecta; Hymenoptera; Formicidae. The transcript is spliced from 2 exons.